AUGUCAUCAGACCCUAGCAAGAUGCCCACCCCUGGGUCAAAGAAGAGCCCGGACUGGAAAGGGAAGGUAGAGGAGCUGUUGGAAUUUUUCGAAGACUUUGAGGAGUUGGCAAAGGUAGCAAGCUUGAAGGACGAGGAGAAGAUGAAGUGGGUGUUGAAGUAUGUGGCUGAGAAGAGCACGAGGAAGUUUUGGAAGUCUCUGGACGCCUACAGCGCAACUCCGAAGGAUUGGGCUGCUUUCAAAAAGGAGGUUUUGGAGCAGUAUCCGGGUGCCGAGGAAGGCGAGGCAUACACUGUGCGCGACUUGGAGAAAUUGACGAAGGCGACAGCUGAAAAACGCAUCAACACGGAGGAACGUUUUAUGAAGUAUUACUCACAUUUCAAGCCAAUGGCGAAGUUCCUAGUUGCCAAGAACAAGAUCAGCACACUGGACAGUAAUCCUGGAAUGGCCUGCCCAAGGCGACGAGGAAGUUGA
Cyclocybe aegerita is the source of this 474-nucleotide messenger RNA. NCBI's taxonomy places the organism in Eukaryota, Fungi, Basidiomycota, Agaricomycetes, Agaricales, Hemipholiotaceae. The record is from the annotation of a GenBank genome assembly.